Messenger RNA from Bactrocera dorsalis (oriental fruit fly), 1220 nucleotides. Its product is annotated as hepatic leukemia factor. The transcript is spliced from 2 exons. Gene Ontology annotation, molecular function: RNA polymerase II cis-regulatory region sequence-specific DNA binding; DNA-binding transcription factor activity, RNA polymerase II-specific. Gene Ontology annotation, cellular component: nucleus. NCBI's taxonomy places the organism in Eukaryota, Metazoa, Arthropoda, Insecta, Diptera, Tephritidae. The coding region runs from base 404 to 1144 and encodes 246 amino acids. The record is from RefSeq and is a predicted model, not a curated record. Gene Ontology annotation, biological process: regulation of transcription by RNA polymerase II.
CUGCCGGUUUCCUUAAGUCGAGCUGAAGUGAUAUGCGCCACUGAUUCCAAGUUCAAUCGUUGAUAACACGCACGCACACAAGCGCAGUUUUGCAUACUUACAGUAGAAUACAUAUACAUACAAGCUUAAAUUAAAAAUUGUUUUAUUUAUUAAAAUAUUUAUCAACUUUUUCAACGAAAAUAAAUGAAACUUUGCUUGUGUUGGCUGUAUAUGUGCCGACAAAUCAAAACAGCUGAACUCGUAUUUAAGUAGUUCCGAUUUAUACAUGUUUUGCCGCCUUCAAAAUCAUUUUUUGUACUUCCACUGCAGGAAUUUUAGAAACUCGUAGGAGAAAAAAAAUCAAAAAUUCCUGCCCACAAGCAUAUAAGCCGCAAAUCUUAAAGAUGCGCAAAGUUACUACAACAUGACGAAGAAUAUUGGCGAAGUCAACGUAGAGGAAGCUAUUUCUUCCUCCAUGCCACCCAAAUCACCGUUAUUGGAUAUUAUUGAACCGUUAUCGAUGGCAGACUCUACAGACUCUCUUGAUGUUGAGACCCACAUAGAUAACCGAAAAUACGACGACAACGAACAAAGUAGAAAAAUACAGGCUUCUUCUUUAACGGCCACAAUCGACCACGAAAUAUCUACUAUACCUACAACAACAACACAAGCACUCUGCAGCAACCCCAACAUGUCGUUACCAUUGCCAACACUUGGCCUCUUACCAAUUGCCGGCGGAGCCUUGACAGCAAAUAAACCGACUUUACCCGCCUUCGAAUAUAUUUCUCCCACAAAUCAUACCCUCAGCAUCGGCGACUUUCCCUUAAUGGAGCUGAAUAGAGUCGGUGUAUUUCCUGCGUUUCUGCAUCGACGUUCACGCGGCGAAAAGCGUCCCAUACCGGACGAGCAAAAAGAUGAGAAAUACUAUGAACGACGUAAACGAAACAAUGAAGCAGCCAAAAAAUCACGUGAUGCCCGAAAAAUACGCGAAGAUCGUAUUGCAUUCAGAGCCGCCCUGCUCGAGCAAGAGAACUCGAUUUUGCGUGCGCAGGUUAUGGCCCUACGCGAUGAAUUGCAAACUAUGCGACGGCUCGUUGGUUCGAGUUCAACGACUGCAACAGCCGCUGUUUUAGGCGCUGGCGGCAGAGGUCUGAUAGCGUUGUAAACGUUUAAGGAAGACCUCGUCCUCUGCAAUGUAAAUACAAUAUUGUAAAAUUAAAUUAAAAUGUUAUUGUUAAAAG